AUGGAUAUAUGCAACGGGAGAAGUCGAAAUAUAACAACCCCAAGAAGUCUGCGGGCUUUCAAAAGGCUGGUUGAAGCACAGAACGCCAAAAUGAAGACGAAACGGGAGGUAAAACGAGAGGUGGUCAAAGUAUUGAGGGCGCUGGUGGUAGGGAACAACAACAGCAACGAAGACAUCGAUGUCCCUAUAGAGGAGGACUGUUUCUCUAUGAACUAUUCCAAGAACGAGAACCUGGAACAUGCUAUAGUUAUGGCACCACGCUACAAUCUGUUGCGGGAGGUAGGAAGGGGCAGCUAUGGGGUAGUGUUCGAGGCAAUUGCUCUGAGGACUGGGGCAAGGGUAGCGGUUAAAAAACUGCAGUGCAACGCUCCCGAAAAUGUGGAACUCGCUCUGUCCGAAUUCUGGGCCUUGGCAAGCCUGGAGACGAAGCACGAGAAUGUGGUGCAGCUCGAGGAAUGUGUACUACAAAGGAAUGGCAUGGCCCAGAAAAUGAGUCAUGGAAAUAAAAGGUCCAAACAAUACCUGCGGUUGGUGGAGACUUCACUAAAAGGUAACUAUCUAGCUAGGUAGGUAGUUAGUUAAUGUUUACGUUGAUAUAAUCCACAGCCUGUUUGGUUGUCUUGUCACCCUUUUUAAUGACAGUAACUAGUCUACAUGUCAUUGAUAAGAUAGCUUGCUAGUUAGAUCUGUGAUCAAUACAGAGCAGGCCAAUCAAAACAAUGGUUUCAUUGGCAAGCUAGCUGCUAGCUCAGUGUUUUACCAAUUGUUUGCAAAAAGUAGGCUAAUUUGGCAAAAGUGCUGAUCAGCAUAUCAAAAAACGAGGUAGAUAAGGGAAAUAAACCAAAAGUUUUUGUUUGUUUUUUUAAACACUUUAACACGUUACCUAUUGUUUCUAUUGGGCGACUUGUUAGAUGGGCGGGCAGUAUGUAAACAUCUAGAAUAGUUAUCCAUCAUUAUUGAUUUUGUAAUCAGUUGCUCAGUGUCAUACAUUUGUUUUUAGUAAAACGGUUUCCCCACCUAUAGGUUCACGUUGCCAUACUGUUGUAUAGGCACGGUGUAAGUCGCUCUGGAUAAGAGCGUCUGCUAAAUGACUAAAAAAUGUAAAUGUGUGCUAUUUCCAACACUUGAGAGAACACAGUGUUCUAGUUGGCCAUCAGUUAACCCUCUCCUGGUUGGUUGCAAAUUUGCAUACAUGAUACAAUUAUGCAAUCAAUAUUUCACGCAAUUUAUGAUAUUUACCUAUGCUAUUUCCUCUUAUAUUUAUUAUUAUUAAAUGUACUCUACUUAAUUGUAUUUUUUCCUAAUCAAGCUUAUUUAACCUAAAUGUGAAAUGUCUAUUAAAUAGGAGUAGAUGUUAUUUUAAUUUUUUUGAGAAACAGAUACUUAUGAAUAUUGUUUUUAAUCUCUAGGCUUAAUGUUCAGAGCUUUCAGCCCCUGUACUGCCUUUGCUGCCCUUUUUUAAAAAUAGUUGGUUAUGGGCAAUUCCAUGGUAACUAAAUUACGCUGAGACUCCGAUUAUUUUACUUCAAAAUAUUGCUGAACAAAAUACAUAGAUUUCAAAGUUUAACAAACCAUACAACUCUCUAGACAAGGACAACUUUUAACAAUUUCCAUUGAACAUUUUACAAAAACACAUUUACUGGAAGAACUGUGCAGAUGCAAAGUUUGGUAACAGAAUUACAAGUUUUCAUCACUUAAUUAUUAAAACAAACGUGAUAUCAGUAAAAAUACUAUAACUAAUUGGUAGGUAGGUCUACCUUUACUUGUUACUUCUGUGAACUUUCAUUAUCCUCCCUUCUCAUGAGGGAGAGAAAUUAGAAAAUAUCUUAAAGAAUUACAAUGCACAAGGCAAUGUUUCUUGAACUUACAGAAGGCAAAUAAUUUAUCAAACUAAAUAUGUGUAGGUAAUAGUUGGCAGAGGUCUUUACUUCAACAUUAUUGUGUUUUGAUUGAUUUAUAAUAACUUAAGACUUUUUCUGGUAGAUGUUUUCUAAGAUCCCUUUCCAUCUGCUUGACCAGAAAUCAAAGCCUUUGCUUAUUCCUAAUUUGUAGGAUGGAAAAUGGUUGAAAAAUGUUUAUAUGCCUUAAUUAAAAAAUAAAUAAUGAGAUGACUAUUAUCUUUCAUUUGACAUGCUCCUAUGAACUUCACGUUGGUGCACAUGGGUCCUUUUACAUGGAAAUGCCCUUAUGUAAGUGUCACCAUUCGGGCCAUUACACUUGUCAACAAAUGAAAUAUUAAUCUUGACUUAUUUUUAGCCAAUAGCCAUAAUUUUAAAGAGCCAUAAUUUUAAAGACAGAAGGUGCUUCUCUGGGCUAUAUAGUCUAAAAGUCAAUAGAAAUGUUUUGGCCAUUUUUUUUUACAUUAUCAUCAAUAUUGGUCAGGUUAACCCACUUUCUGCACAGAUUUGAGAGCAUAGUGUUCUGAAGAACAUAGGAUGAUCAUCAUAUCUAUGAAAGCUUGUUGGACAAUAUGUGCUCAGGUAACACACUUAAGCACUGUCUCAUAAGUAGGCUAGGCUAAAGGGAUACGGUGCUAUAGAGUUGUCUGCAAUGCCAUCUCACAAAGCCGCAUUGUGUUGCUCAGGGCUUGUCCAUCAGGAAAUUAUAAACUUGAUCCCAUCUUUGGACACGUUUCUGUCUGAGUUGAUAAAGUAAGGUAGUUGUUGUAUUGUAUCUUGCACAAUCUGCACAAUUAGGUUACUCCCUGCAUUUUAUAAACUGAAAUAAUACAUUUUGAAACAAGUUUUAUUGAAAUUUCCCCAUAGAUUUUCAGAAAACUCAGAAGCUGCAUGAGAAGAAAUGUUGCAUAUUAGGACCUUACCUAUAUCAGCAAGUCAAUUAAUGUGUUAGCCAAUACCAAAAGAAGUGGUUGGCAUAGUGGUUUUUUCAACUUCUCUCUAUCCUUGUCCCACUGUAGACUUUGUUCACAUCCUGGGGGUGUGACGUUGUUGAAGGCAGUGCAGGUAUGAAAAACAAUUAGGAUAAAGGGGGUUAUUGGGGUACUGUUUCCAUUCCCAUUUAAAUCUCAGGGUCAACCCCCCCAUGUUGGCGAGACUAGAGGGACUUGGCCUUGACUCUGUCUGAACGGAUUUGUAGUCCUAUAGCUUGCAUUAGUUCACCUCACCCUCCUCAGCUCUCAAAUAUGCCGACUAAGCCCAAACAUUGUGGGGCACAGACAUAUUACCCGUGUUUGCAUUGAGUUGUGGUCUUUGGACACAGUCCCAUAUACCCUAGCCAAGAUCAGUGCAUCGCUGAUUGCACUGUUGCACACAGCCCUAUCUUAAUGUGUGUAGAUAGCGCGCCACAGUUUAUUUAGGCCUAAGCAACAAGUCCCAUUUGUUUUCAUAGCAAUCGUUGCACAUGAUGUGGAAGGGGGGCGGGGUUAGUGUUUUCAAAGUGGAAAGCCGCUCAAUACGAUGGCAGCCUACCCUUGCUAAACCCGCUUUGAUGUUUAAAACCUGAUUUUAACUUCUAAUGAGCAUGCAUAAAAAUACUGACUUAUGACUCGGCAUCGGAAACACUAAUCUCGUACCAUAUGUUACUUGAUCACUGUGUCAUCUCCCUCAGAUCUGGAUCAAAUUAGCGAGACAGUGUUUGUUUUGGUUCAAGCAUUUCUCUCCUCCACUGUUGCCUGAACAUGUUGUUUUAAGGACGCGUUGCAAGUUGGGGAUAAUGCAGAUUUUUAUUUUAUAUAUAUUUUUAUUUUAUUUUACAAAUUGUUCUUCUUCAACAGUGUAGUCCCAGAUCUUGGUCAAAGAAGAUAAUGGGGAAUUAUACCCAUUUGUAUUUGCUUCCCAUCGAGAAUGGUAGUCUACUGGUUGAUGGGGACCAGAAUCAAACCAUAGACCCUUACAUGCUGACAUGGCACAUUGUCCUUAGACGCCCUGAAAGUCCAAAUGGCUAAGCCCAACUGGAAUUAAUCAGCCUGCCAAGAAAUUCCGAUAAGUCAUGAUCAAAUGUGAUGUGAGUGUACCUGACAGGUAAGCAAAGGGCGUCUGUCACUCAACUCAGCCCAAGAAGAAUAGGGCUUGUUUGCAGAGCACUGAUACCAUCUCCCACACUCACGCAGAGGAGGAGGAAGUGGAGGGCUGGGUUUGGCUUGGGAAAGCUGACGAGCCCAGCUGAUCUGCUCAUCAACAGGCAAAUAUAGUGUUAAACUACAGGCCCCUGAGGAGAUGAUCUGUCAGAGCAGGAAAGCUACGCAGACGCUCGUUAACGCACGCAAGCAGUUUAGAUGAAAUGAUCGAAUAACAUGUAUGUGUUAUUUAUUUUGCAACACGAGCACAUGUAACGCGAGCAGUGUGGUCAGCAUGUUAGAGUCCCAUUCAUUAGACUACAUCACUCUGUGAUUUGUUGUUUUUCCAAGUUUUUGUCAUGGCACACUUGAAAUCCAUAUUGUCACAGAUGUGAUGAAAAGCACCAUGGUGCUUGCAACCAGAUUGGCUUUGUGUUCCCUUCGGUCUUUGUUGCAUGCCCAAAGCGGCGAGUCGUACACUGUGUUCUUUUUACGUCAUCCAAGAAUCAUCUCAAGGCAGAGCAGGAGUGAGCGGGUAUCCGAGGCCUCCACAAUGUUACUGAGCUAUAAUAAACUAAGGCUAGUGUGUGAGGCCUCUCACAGCCAGGUGUGUAUGUUUUUGCUACCCUUUAAUGCCGUUUUGUCUUUCCCCAGGUGAGCGGAUUCUGGGCUACCCAGAGGAGCCGUGCUACCUGUGGUUCGUCAUGGAGUUCUGCGAGGGCGGGGACCUCAACCAGUACAUCCUGUCACGGCGACCCGACCCGCGCACCAACAAGAGCUUCAUGCGCCAGCUGACCAGCGCCGUGGCCUUCCUGCACAAGAACAACAUUGUGCACCGCGACCUCAAGCCCGACAACAUCCUCAUCUCCCAGAAGUCGGGCUUUCCUGUGCUCAAAGUGGCCGACUUCGGCCUCAGCAAGGUCUGCGCUGGCUUGGGCGCCGGUGGCAAAGACGGCGAUGAGCAUCCCACAGAUGGUGGCGGGGGCAGCGGCGACAACAAGAACGUGAACAAGUUUUGGCUGUCGUCGACUUGCGGCUCGGACUUCUUCAUGGCACCCGAGGUGUGGGAGGGCCAUUACACGGCCAAGGCGGACAUCUUCGCCCUGGGCAUCAUCAUCUGGGCCAUGCUGGAGCGGAUCACCUUCAUCGACGCUGAGUCGAAGCGCGAGCUGCUGGGCACCUAUGUGCGGCAGGGCAGCGAGAUCGUGCCGGUGGGCGAGGCGUUGCUGGGGAACCCCAAGAUGGUGCUCCACAUCCCGCAGAAGACACGCAGCACCAUGUCGGAGGGGGUGAAGAAGCUGCUGCAGGACAUGCUGGCGGUCAACCCCCAGGACCGGCCCGACGCCUUCCAGCUGGAGGUGCGGGUGGACCAAGUCACGUGUGCUGCGUGA
Molecule: messenger RNA, 5406 nt
Organism: Coregonus sp. 'balchen'
Lineage: Eukaryota; Metazoa; Chordata; Actinopteri; Salmoniformes; Salmonidae
Source: the annotation of a GenBank genome assembly